This is a messenger RNA of Zonotrichia leucophrys gambelii, 462 nucleotides long. RefSeq names its product cyclin-dependent kinase 4 inhibitor B-like. The transcript is spliced from 2 exons. Gene Ontology annotation, biological process: negative regulation of cell population proliferation; regulation of cyclin-dependent protein serine/threonine kinase activity; regulation of G1/S transition of mitotic cell cycle. Gene Ontology annotation, cellular component: nucleus; cytoplasm. The record is from RefSeq and is a predicted model, not a curated record. Gene Ontology annotation, molecular function: protein kinase binding; cyclin-dependent protein serine/threonine kinase inhibitor activity. Bases 1 to 462 code for a protein of 153 amino acids. NCBI's taxonomy places the organism in Eukaryota, Metazoa, Chordata, Aves, Passeriformes, Passerellidae.
AUGGGCAUUCCCAUGGGCUCGAUUCCCAUGGGAUCGCCGCCAGCCCCGGGCAGCGCGGGGCGGCCGAGUGGCGGAUGCGGCGCCGUGCGGGGUGCGGCGGCCCGGGACGCGGCGGCGGAUGAGCGGACCAGCGCCGUCGCUCGCGGGGACCCGCAGCGCCUCCGGGAGCUGCUGGACUGCGGCAGGACCCCCAUGCAGGUGAUGAUGCUGGGCAGCCCGCGGGUGGCCGAGCUGCUGCUGCUGCACGGAGCCGACCCCAACCGCCCCGUCCCGCGCACCGGCUGCCUCCCGGUGCACGACGCGGCCCGCGCCGGCUUUCUGGGCACGCUGGCGGCGCUGCACCGGGCCGGGGCGCGCCUCGACCUCCCCGACGGCGGCGGCCGCCUGCCCCUCGACGUGGCGGCGGGGGGCCCGCACGGAGCCGUGGGGCUGUACCUGCGCGACCCUCCGGCCUGUGCCUAA